AUGGCAGUUCCAGAUACCACCAUCCCCCCUGGCCUUCCCGAUACCUCCUUUCUAUCUUCUCCCCAUUUCCCAGAAAAGCGUGGCAAGGUGACGCCUCUCAUAAACAAUGGCUAUAUGACAGAGCAGCGUGAAAGGUUUCAGUUCGAUCCAAUGAGACAUAUUCGGUUUACUCCCCCUUCAAAAGUGCAUUCCAUGCAGGAACUGGGUUAUGACGAUAAUGCCGGAAUAUCUCCAAUUGGGGUUUCUGAACCGUUUCCGCUAUUCUCCGCUGAGGCAAUUCGCUGCAUGAGAGCAGAAGUGUUGAGCAAAGAGGUAUGGAGUGAGUACCAGUUUUCGAGUAAUCUGGCCAUGUGCCAACUACGAGGAUUUGCCCCGAAGUAUGCGCCAUUUGUGUAUGAUGCAUGGAAAAACUCGGAGACCCUGGCUAUUGUGUCAAAGAUUGCAGGAAUAGACCUGGUUACAGCCAUGGAUUGGGAAAUCGGACACAUCAAUAUAUCUGUUCAAACAGAAGAGGAGAAGAACAAUGCUCUGGCGGAAGUUGUGAACGGAACGGCAGGCACACAUGAGGAUGAUAUUGCGCCCAUUGUCGACUGGCACACGGACAGUUAUCCGUUCGUUUGCGUGACAAUGCUGAGCGAUUGUACUGAGAUGAUAGGUGGAGAAACAGCAUUGCGCACAGGUGAUGGGAGCGUUGUGAAAGUUAGAGGACCACAAAUGGGGUGUGCCGUUGUGCUUCAAGGUAGGUACAUCGAACAUCGAGCUCUGCGAGCUCUAGGCACGACGGAGCGCAUCACGAUGGUUACAUCAUUUCGCCCCCGCUGCCCAAGUCUGAAAGACGACACUGUUUUGACAACCGUGAGGCCCAUCUCCGACCUCUCUGAGCUGUACUUUCAGUUCAGCGAGUAUCGGCUAGAGAUGCUCGAGGAAAGAAUUCGUCACCAGCUCAAGGAAGCUCGUGAUGCAAGAUACGCAGGCAGACCCUUCAAUACGCAAAAGUUGAAAUCAUUCCUUGCAGUCCAGGUCGAAUUUCUAACCCAUAUGAAUAGAGAGAUUGUUGAAAAUGAUAAGGUGCAAAAGGGCAUCGCUGACGACAGCCACCUGCGAUCAGAGGAUCUGAAGGAGCGUUCAAGAAAACUGGGACGCACUACAGCUGUGUAA
Molecule: messenger RNA, 1158 nt
Organism: Microsporum canis CBS 113480
Lineage: Eukaryota; Fungi; Ascomycota; Eurotiomycetes; Onygenales; Arthrodermataceae
Exons: 3
Coding region: 1-1158 (385 amino acids)
Source: RefSeq, a predicted model, not a curated record